CUGAAGUAAUCACCAGAUACACUAGAUUUGCAAAAGUGUCCGCCUGCGGCGCAGUUUUCGAUUCCGUAAGGUUUGGUGUUUUUCAGGUAGUCCGUACUGCGACUUUUGAAAAUCUGAGUUGGCAACAUUGGUUCCGAGUUGUCGACUUGUUUUGUCAUUGUCACCAAAAGAAAUUAUUCAAAUUCAGAAAUUUGAUAUUAUUUAUCUGAUUUCUUUGCCCAGAUGAAGAUUGCUUGAGAAUUGACUGAAUUGAGAUAUAUAAUUCAUCAAAUAAUGUAGCAGGAACAGGAAUUUCUCACUACGUUUCUGCCGGCAAUAUGAUAGACAAGGUCCCCUUGAGUCAAUUUUAAAAUGCGAAUUAAACGCACAUCUUUAGUAAUAGGAAUAAUUUUGAUAAUAUGGUCAUCAUUAUUGUAUAUUUCCUUAUCCAUCCGCCCUAUUCCUUCCAAGGAUGAUGAAGAUGUAGACCACCAAAUUGUGAUUUUAGAACAAAGCAUAUCAGGGGAGUUUGAAAGGAAUAAUGUUAUUAUAAAUCGUGCUCAGAAAUUGUUAGAAUUAAAGAAGAAAGCAGAACAUAGAACCAAUUUGUUGGCAAUGGAACUUCAAAAUGUUAAGAUCCCCAUUCUUGUUUUUGCCUGUAAUAGGGUAACUGUUAAUAGGUGUUUGGAUGGCUUGAUCAAGUAUAGGCCUGAUCCGGAUCAAUUCCCUAUCAUUGUUAGUCAGGAUUGUAAUCAUGAAGAAACACGGGAUGUCAUUCUAAAGUAUGGAACACAGCUAUCUCUGAUUCAACAACCAGAUCAGUCAGAUAUUCAAGUUCCUCCAAAAGAGAAGAAAUUCAAGGGAUAUUUCAAGAUAGCUAGGCAUUAUGGUUGGGCAUUGAACCAGAUGUUUUUCAAUUUCAACUUCAGUACAGCUAUCAUUGUAGAAGAUGACUUAGAAGUAGCCCCUGACUUUUUUGAGUACUUUCUUGGUACAUAUCCACUUUUGGUGAAGGAUUCUUCCCUCUGGUGUAUAUCUGCAUGGAAUGAUAAUGGUAAAGAAGGAGUUGUAAAUGUUAAUAGACCAGAGUUGCUUUAUCGUACCGAUUUUUUUCCUGGAUUGGGUUGGAUGCUCACAAAAAAUGUUUGGAUGGAACUGUCUACCAAGUGGCCAAAGGCCUAUUGGGAUGAUUGGAUUCGGGAUCCUGCACAGCGAAGAGAUAGAUCCUGCAUACGUCCUGAAAUUUCAAGAACUAGGACUUUUGGAAAAUCAGGGGUUUCAAAUGGCAUGUUCUAUGAGAAACAUUUGAAGUACAUAAAAUUGGAUGAAGAAUUUGUGCCUUUCACUAAGAUGAACCUCAGCUACUUAUUGAAGGAUAUCUACGACAAUGACUUCGUCCACAAAGUUUACCAGAGUCCCAUUGUCAAGCAUCAAGAUCUCAAAGAUGGAAAAGUAGAAUAUAAUGUUCCUGUUAGAAUUACAUAUAGGACGAGAGAUGAGUACAAAAUGAUUACAAAGAAAUUAGGACUGAUGGAUGACUUUAAAAGUGGUGUACCUAGAACUGCCUAUAAAGGAAUAGUGACAUUUCAUUUCGAAGGAAAAAUGGUACAUCUAGCACCAAAUGCCAAUUGGAAAGGUUAUGACAUUACGUGGAGUUAAUGAAUGUGCUGAGGCGUAUAAAACGUGGAACUCAAUUCUAGUUACUCCUUGCUGACUCUGAUUGGAGACUGGAAAAAUAGGUACCUAUUCCAUAUAUGGUACCUAUACUAAUUUAUUAAUUUUGUGAUAUAUGUUGACUCAAUAUGAGAUCUUUAUGAUGGUUGGUUCAUUUGAUUAACUCAAAAUUGAGAUACAUUAUGCGUUUUAAAAGUUAAUGCUCAACCCUGAAUAGUGUUCGCCAUAAAGUUCAUAACACAUGGAAGAAGCUUAUUAUUAGUGAAUACAUUUUUCUUGAUGAUCGAUUGUGCUUGACCAAUAAUAAGAUCCAAUUUCGACUUGUUAUCGCUGGUAUGGCGGCAAAUUCAAGAAAUUACUAAUUUGGUCCCAAAAAUAUAUUUGAAAAAUAUGCUCAUAAUUAGAUUUCAGACCUAUUAU
Messenger RNA from Phaedon cochleariae (mustard beetle), 2073 nucleotides. The record is from the annotation of a GenBank genome assembly. Lineage: Eukaryota; Metazoa; Arthropoda; Insecta; Coleoptera; Chrysomelidae.